Messenger RNA from Rhipicephalus sanguineus (brown dog tick), 5256 nucleotides. RefSeq lists its product as uncharacterized. NCBI's taxonomy places the organism in Eukaryota, Metazoa, Arthropoda, Arachnida, Ixodida, Ixodidae. The transcript has 6 exons. The coding region runs from base 18 to 551 and encodes 177 amino acids. The record is from RefSeq and is a predicted model, not a curated record.
CUUUCUCAGUGGUGGUGAUGCGUCAAGUGAAGGGCAAGCACGCCUGCGGUCGCUGCUGCUGGAACAGGUGCACGUGCUGGAAGGUGGCCUCUCCCUGCACGGGCGGCUGGCUCCACCAGACUUGGGACCCCUGCAGAAACGACUGGUCGAGCGGCUGGGGCAGCUUCAGCAGGCUGUGCGUGGUGCAUCUGCCCAUGGCUCACCACGACCCGGUUCUGCGUGUAGCAGCAGUAGAUCGUCCACGUCAUCGAGUGGACUUCUGCCUCCAACGCAUGAUGAGCCAUGGGAUGGAGGAACAAGUAGCAGCUCUUCCAGCACACUGGCUGACCAGCAGCAGCUGGAAGGAUCCAUGGUUGAGGGCACGCCACCACCACUUCCACCACGAGUGCCUCCACCUUCAGAGCAGCAUGUCACCCGACCGGUGUCUGCAAACCGCAGUUCUCUCAAACCUGGAGAUUCUCUUCAGUCUUGCAAGAAUGCAGAUCCUGUCAAAGAAGAGGCAACUAAUGGAAACUGCACCUCUUCCAUCGGCAGCUGUCCCUCACAAGUAGACGUGUAAUCUAUGUCAUUUUUCUGUAUGUCACUGUGUGUGGUGGGUUCGACGGUGAUAUUGAGCUGUUGAGAUACAUUAAAAACAUCGUAAGAGAUACAGACGAACCUCGUCAUAAUGAAGUAGCAUCAGAACCAUAAAUUAUUUCGUUAUAUCCUAUAUAUUCGUUGUAACAGUAGAGAUGAAAAGUGGCUUUGACAAAGUGGCAAUCUGGCUCAUGCAUAAUUCUUAGAUGCAAGAAUUUAUUAUUCUAGGCUUUGAACCCACUAUAAACGAGACAAUCCUUAGCUCUCUCCUUGUGGCAUUGCAAACUUCGAUUCUUACGGUGCUGCAACCAGUCAAAUGCGUAUUUUUGUGCUGGAUGACCAAAAUUCUCCUAUCUCCUUCACACUAGUAAGAAGGAUGGUUACGAAUUGUGUUUCAGUACUUAUUUUGUUUUUUAUGCAAACUUCCGAGUUUCGAGCUUCGCUUGAACCAAGUAUUUCUGCAUUACAUCCAAUAUCGUGGCGGCUCUUGCAUUUACGGUUUCGUUUUAAAAAGAAUAAAUGUUGCUGGAAUGAAGCAUGACCAACCAAAGUUCAUAUUUAGUUAUCUGUAACUGAUAAUUCGUAUAUCAGUGUUCAUUGUAAUGAGGUGCUACUGUACUACUUUUGUUAUAACUAUAGUGCAAAAAAUUAACAUGAAGAGUAGAGCAGGUGGUCCUGUCAUUCCAUGUCUACUCUACUUUUCGUCUUCAUCCUUUGUAAUGUAGUUAUAAUAAAUCAAUAGCAAGCAGCUACCCCCUGUAGUAUCUUAGCUUGUAAUGUGUCACACGGCUAAGCUCAAGGGCACGGAUUUGAUGCCUGGCCACAGUGGCCUCAUUUCAGUGGAGAUGAAACGCAAAGAACACCAAUGUGGUUAUGUUUAGGUGCCCCUUAAAGGGACCCUGAAACGGAUUUUUCACGUUUUCUCAGCAUUGAGGCUGUAGCAUCACAAGAUUAUUCGCACCAUAAGUUAAACGGCACACCUUGUAUCGAGGCAGCUACGGGCAAUUAUAUGUUACCCUCCUUCUCAGCACUGAGUUUCCUCCUUAACUCAUUGAACUCGCAGCCGUCGCUGGCGACGGCAGCGCACUUGAUGGGUUGAGCUGCGCUACCCUCUCCGCUGCCUCCGCAAUACACUGCGGCACUCCGGUGGCAAGCCUUAAGGCAGCGGAGACAAGGCGGAUCGCAGAGUGCUUGAAAUUUGCUCCGUCAGGUACCUCAACACUACCAGCCAUUCCCAUUUUAUUCUCCUGUAUGCCGUCAACCGGCAAAUGCCAAGAAGUGUGCGGGCAAGAGAAAAGUAUUUGAGAAUGAUCGCUGAUGAGCUUAAACUGGGGCAGUGUGGUUGUGUCUUCAGGGGGGAAGUUACAGCCACAGACACAUGGAUCCUAGCGCUGAUCGAUCGAUUAGCAAGAGCCCGACACUCACUGCAGCAACGAGCUGAGGCGACUCCGCUUGCCAGUUGCCUUACAUGCACUACACGAUAUUGCAGCUUUACAAGUCAUCAAUCGCUAGAUUUGCAAUGCAUAACGCAGCUUGGGCUAUUUAUGGUGUCUGAGAAAAGAAACCUCGAGAUAAACACUGUCGCGCAGCUCACGUCAACACGAAGCGCGCUUACACAGACUAUGCUCACUGUCCACCGGAAGUGCAGUAACAUAGACUGGACAUAUCCAAUAAGAUCGGUCGCUGGUGCUAUGUAUAUAAUGGAACAACGCUACCGUAUUUACACGAUUGUAGAUCGACCCAGUUUAUUUAAAUUUGAAAUCCGAAGUUGGGAGGGUCGACUUACAAUCGAAACCGCAACUAGUAUCGGUUGUAAGUCUUAAGGUCGACUUACAACCGAAACGAACGAGAAAUCAGGCACGCUGUGGCGUGGUAAUGACAUUAUGUUUACGUUCCGGCUCUACCUGUGAAAUAUACCGUAUUUUCUCGCGUACAACCUGCUCCUUCAACAACGAUUCGCGGAAAAUUUUGUAAAAAUGAUCCCCAUGUAUUGCCGCGAAGCUAGCUUGAGGCACUGCAGUGAAGCACAUUUGCACUCAGGAAUUAGUUUUUUUUUCCGCGACAUCGUAAAAUAGAUGUCCUUUAUGAAACGCGCUUGCGCUUUUUUUUUUUUUGCCCUGCAAUUUUACAGGGUCGACCUAUAUUCGAGUUGAGUUACAAUCGUAAUACGGUACGUAGAAUAGUAGCGGAAGUUGAAAACUCUUUCUGCUGCGAUCUGUAGCUGUUCGCAUGUUUAAUGUCUUCUAAUAACGCGCAUGAUGCAGAGAGCUUAAAUCAUUCUGUAAAUGAUCCUUUGAACUUAACUUACCGGCUUAAUGUGUUUGUACAAGAUCGUCAAAGUCCAAACCGCUUCAGGGUCCCUUUAAAGAAGCCCAGGUGGUCGAAAUAUAACCGGAGUGCCCCCUUAUGCCGUGCCUCAUAGUCUAUCGUUAUAGCAUGUAAAACACCGGCAAUUAUUAUUGUUAUAACAGCAAGUAGCUCAAUUCACCAUAAUCCUAAAUUCAGUUCUAAUCAAACCAGACACAAUCAGUGAGCAGCUAUGGUACCAGGGCACCGUAACUGGUCAUUUUCUUUAUGCUUUGAAAUGAAAGGACUUAUUGCUAUGUUGCUAUGCAAUGCAGUCUGAGCGAGUGCUGGUAUUGCGAAGACUUAUGGCUGUUACAUUCACUGAUGCUCUGUAUUACAGCGUAAGUUUUUGUUUGGCAUCUGCCGAGUAAUUUACACCUGUUUAUUUCAUAAAUUUUGUGGUGGAUUAAUAUAAAAAAUUUACAAUGCUACAGACUGUCCUGGUUGUCCAAUGUUUUGCCAGAGGAACACUGAGAAGAACCAAGGUAGUAGAUAAGUCAAGUGAACUUUUUGGAUGCUUUGCACUUGUGCGAGGAAAGGUGGUUCUUAGCAGUUAGAAUUAAGGACGAACUUUGCUGUUAAUGAUUUUUUUUUUGCCCAUGUGCCGAGUCAUAGUCUGUAUGAAUUGAGGAAUUUUGGAGUUUUUCAGCACAUUUUAGCAGUCUUUUUCUUUUGAAACUCUUCGAACUGACCAGACUUGUUUAUUAUAAACUAGUAAUUUCAUCCUCGAGCACAUGCCACCCAAACACAAUGAUGUUACGAGGAGCCAGAUCAAGAACUCGCCUUUUCCUUUUUUCGUCUCUUUAAUGGCAUACUGAGAUGUAAGGCUAAUGUUUCUGGUGUUUUAUGAGAUUUUUUUAAUUACUAUGUAAAAAGAAAAUAUGCCAUUUGCGUGCAAUGGAAUUGCAAGUUUUUGCUGAGUGAAAUGUUUGCAGUGAAAUCGCAAAGCUGUGUGCCAACCUGAACAGGGCUGGUAUGGUCAAGGACUAGAACAAAAUGCGUGCAGUAUGUCUCGACUCUUCAUUUAUGUGCUUUGGAGGAAAAACUUGAGAAAUGUGAGUCAAAUGUGAAAAGCAGGGUCACCUCUGCUUGUCAAACGUAUACCUCUUUAGUGCGGGUGUUGCAUUUUAAUAGCAAGGAAGGAGUGCAGAAAUGAACUCAUAGUGUCUUUUUUUUUUAUAUGUUGAAGCAUUGUUUGGUUAGAUCUCCAGAAAAAAGAGUGUGUAGGGUGUGUGCAGUGUUGUGACAGCCUAACAAAAUCAGUUGAUGCAAAAAGAAAAUAGGCCACUAUAGUUGCUGCCGCAAGUGACCAUAUCGAUUAUACAGUUGAUGCAAGAAGUAAGCGGCGAGCACAGUUGCCGCAGCAAGUAACCAUGCCAUACUGUUGCCAUAGAAACAAAACAAUGUUCACAAUAAAUGUAAAUUCACAGCAAUAUGUAACAUUGGUAAAGGUGGCAAAGUUGAUGGAUACAGGAAAACACUAGAAAUGCCAACCGAAAGGAUGUGAACAGGGCUUCUGUACGGAAGCCGAAACGCCUUAAAAGUUUUCAAACCUUUUCAGUUUGGUCGACAUUUCUUGUGUUUUCUCUUUUUCAUUAGUGUCUUCCUGACCAGACGAAUUAUUGUCGAACCAUCGAUUUCUUCAGGUAGCAAUGCUAAGCUACAUAGACUAUCACUAUGCAUUGCAUGUUGUGUCCACUUUGCUUAGCCAUCGAUGCUAGCUUGAGUUUGUUUCCUCACAAAAACAACUAUGCACAUUUUAGACUCCUUUCUAGUUAGGCAGCAGGUACUUAGACUUACUGUGUGCGAUGUAGUUAUGCAGCAAUGUUCUGUGCAGCAUUCUGCAUAACCGUUUUGACUGCUUACCAAACUGAAACAGUGACAUCUUUUUGAUGUUUAACUUUUCUGAUAAGCAAGUGUGAUUGUGUUGAUGCUGGAAUCAUGACAUUGACAGCACUGCUGGCUGUUAUUGUUCCUGUGAUGAAUUUAAUCAAAUGUGCAACUUGCAACGAAUGUAGUCUUCCUUCUAGGUAAAGGUUUUUUUUUUAGAAAUCUCAUCACGAACCAAGGAGGAGGUUGUGAUCUGUCCGUCCACUAACGCACUCUCGUAGAUGCAAAAUGUCGGCAUGUGAGUUGUCGCAAUGGUGCUUGUAUUUAAACCAAAGAAAUACGUGCAGCUGGCCUGGCUAUAGGGUACAAUAUAAAUUUUAUAGAAGUACGAGUGUGGCCAUGAUGACAUCCAUGAAUGUUUUUAACGUUGCUUGUAAAUGGAUGUCAGCCUAUGAGCUACAUGACUGCUGUUUCUUAUUACAGUAUUAAAUUGUUAUCUCCACC